This is a messenger RNA of Ilyonectria robusta, 524 nucleotides long. RefSeq lists its product as uncharacterized. Lineage: Eukaryota; Fungi; Ascomycota; Sordariomycetes; Hypocreales; Nectriaceae. The transcript has 3 exons. The coding region runs from base 98 to 415 and encodes 105 amino acids. The record is from RefSeq and is a predicted model, not a curated record.
AAGGCGGGGUCGUCUUGUAUGCAGACAUGACUCGUCACAGCAUCUGUCUCGCCCUCAUCUCCACCCCCAGACUAUCUUGAGAGGCUAGCUUCCAGCCAUGUCCAGAGUGUUUAAGGCCGCCUCCCUGUGUGCCCCUCACAACCAUCACGCGUCUUUCGUUGAGGCCAGCGCUGACGGUAGCGGUACCUUUCUCCAAGUUAUGGGAGGCAUAUAUCAUGGAAUGGGGUUUGAGGAGAAGACAACUGAGUGCUUGGAAGAAUCCCUCGAACUUAUUGACAAGACGCUCCUUGGCCUGGUUAUGGGUCAUAAUCACCAUGCUAUGAAGGCACUGGAACGAGAUAUCCAACGCUUCCCUGAUCGGGUACCGUUGAAUCACGACAACGGGGAAAGAAGAGGGCUCGCCAACCAGCCGUGAUGCGAGCCCCUGCAAGAGAAGACAGAGGAAACUACUUCCGAGUGGAGACUUUUGGAAACAAACCCUGCUCAGUUGAUGAUAGACAACAAGUCCCGCGCCCCCGAAGCUG